This is a messenger RNA of Portunus trituberculatus (swimming crab), 3998 nucleotides long. RefSeq names its product trissin receptor-like. The transcript is spliced from 6 exons. The record is from RefSeq and is a predicted model, not a curated record. Gene Ontology annotation, biological process: G protein-coupled receptor signaling pathway. Lineage: Eukaryota; Metazoa; Arthropoda; Malacostraca; Decapoda; Portunidae. Bases 700 to 2148 code for a protein of 482 amino acids. Gene Ontology annotation, molecular function: G protein-coupled receptor activity. Gene Ontology annotation, cellular component: plasma membrane.
GGGAGCUGAGGAACCGAGCGCCGGCUUGCUUACUCCAUAUCAUUCUAAACUCUGAGACUGAAUACAGCGGCCAAAAGUUUACCUGUCACUAAACAUGUGGAAACAUUAAGUUCCCAUGAAUUUUACCUUAAAAUUAUGCGAAAAUAAAGCUUUAUAUUACGAAUUCACAUAUUUAUUUCUGUUAAGUCUUAGAAACUUAUUGGCUCAACAUUACUUCUAAGGAUUGAUGAAGUGAAGUAUGGCGAUCAAUAUUGAAACUUGAGAAAGAAAAAGAGGGAAGACUAAAUGAAGUCCAGACAGCCUUGACUUCUCAACACGUGCUUAGUGUCCAAAUUGGUGAGCUGCACGCGAUGAUCUGAGAGCUAAUAGAAAUAAGACACCAGACUAAAACUAAAAAAAUUCAUUUAUCUGUUUGUUCUAAAGAGAGCAAACGCGAUCAUCAUUGUGGAUAUACGUGAUGAUUUACUUUUAUGAUGUCACUGUGAUUUAAAAAGCGAGAAUAUAGAGAGACAACAUACCAAAAAUACUUACAAAAUCGCUGCUUAUCUAGUACAGUGAGCUUGAUAAAGAAAACUGAAUCGGAAAAAAAUGAUGAACUACCAUGCUGCCACAGUUAUGUGAAGGAUAAAUACGGAAAACAGACUAAAAUUAAGUGAGAAUUAGACGCUAGAAUGUCGCAGUGAUUACCCUGAGGACAUCAUGAUGGAGUUAGCGAACGCCUCGGACAGCGUAUGGCGGGGCGAGGGGCAAGGCCAGGCCGGGAACACCUCAGAACGCCUCGAGGAGUACAUCUUCCACCAAACGGCCGUCAAAGUGCCCUUGCUACUCCUCUACUCUGUGGUGUUCGUGUUCGCCUUCUUCGGCAACCUACUGGUGGUGCUGGUGAUGGUGCUGCACAGAAGAAUGAGGAGCCACACCAACUUCUUCCUCACCAACCUGGCUGUGGCUGACUUGUGCGUGGCUGUCUUCUGCAUCUACCAGAAUUUUGCCAUGUACGUCAUUCAGGACUGGUAUUUUGGCAAGUUCCUGUGCUUGAUGUAUCAGUUCGUAAACCAGCUGAGCUACACGGCCUCCGUCAUCAUUCUGGUAGUGGUGAGCGGCGAGCGGUAUCUGGCCAUCGUGGAGCCGCUCAGGGCUAAGAGUCUCCUCACCCGCAGAAACAUGAUCGUAACGAUGGCUCUUGUGUGGGUCGUCUCUGCUCUGUACUCUUGUCCUCGCCUCCUUUACUUCACGGUGCAGGAGUAUCCAGUGGAGGGAGGCGGCACGGAGGCCAUGUGUCUGCUGAGGCGGGAUCAGUUUGACACCCGCAUCUGGGACGUGGUGAGCCUGACGCUGCUGUACCUGCUGCCGCUCGCCCUGCUGUCACUGCUGUAUGCUCGCAUUGCUCAAACACUGUGGCGCUCCGGACGUCAGCUCGCCGCCGCCGCCUCUCCUUAUCCUUCCACGGCUGCAGCGGCGGCUGCUGACUACGCCACCUUCAAGACACAGCACACCGCUUCCGUCAGCUCCAGUUCCAGCAGUGGCGGCGUGGAAGGCCCCGGCAUGGAAGGUGACGGGACGCCACGCAGCCAUUGUAGAGAACAGAAAUCACACGUGGCCCGCGGCUCAGUCAAGUCCAUCAUGUCCACGUACGUUUCCAUGGCAUCCAUGCGGGACGAAGGGUCGAGGAUCAACCACGCGUCCCCUGACAUCAUUCCUCUGUCUCCUCGCAACCAAGGCAGAGGCGACGGCACCACCAUCAUCAGGAGAGCCUCUCCCCGAGUGCCGUGCCGCUCCAUGCACCUCCACCCGUCACCACUAGUUUUACGUGCUCGGCGCAAUGUUAUCAACAUGCUGGUGGUGGUAGUGGUAAGCUUCGCCGCCUGCUCGCUGCCCUUCCACACCCGCAAGAUGCUGCAAUACUACUGGGCCAGCUAUAACCACAAUUCCGAUGCCUCCUACAUCAUCACCCCCGUCACCUUUCUCCUCAUGUACGCCAACUCCGCCGUCAACCCAAUCCUGUACACGUUCAUGAGCCGCAAGUUCCGCACUUCGUCUCGUGACCUGCUCACCUGCCGCCUGUGGCAGGCCCGGCGGCCGCGCCCUCCCCGGCCCACUGUGGUGGCGAGACUCAUCGGACGAGAUAAGGUGGUCACUCACAUGGUGUGAGUCGCCUUGCGUUGUCUUGACAGUGCAAAGUAUUAUAUAGUUUAUCGGUAUUUUUUAAGCUACUUCACACAUGCGUACGUAUACGUGGGGUGCGCGUCUCGUUACAAAUAUUUCAUCUGCACGUAAACGUAAACACUGCAUUAGUUAGAAUAUUUCAUGAUGUCCUGAAAAUUAUGUGGUAUUGAAAACAGUGAAGAUUUCUUGCAUUGUAAACAAUUAUGGUGGGAUCUCCUUAUUAGUGUCAAAGAAAGUGCCAAAGGGCCGCCGUGGUACAGUGGAACCAUGCGUGCUUUGGGGUCCGAAGGGUCUCCAAGCGCACGGGUUCGAAUCCUGUCCACGGUCCGAGUGUAGGUUGGGCUUCCUCACUCGGGGCAACGGUUUCCUAGCGGGUGGGCUUUGAGAUAGGAGGUACCCUAAAAAGUAGCCCCUUUAGGCCAUAAACUCCCGUGAAAAGCCCACAUGGUAAAAAAAAAAAAAAUGCCAGAAGACUCAGUAAGUUUCCGUGCGUCUGUUUAACAAAGACCAACAUUCAGGAGUGUCUAGUCUGCCACACACAGAGGGAGUGACGGCAACACUCAAUCUUGUGUAGAAAUGUUACGGAACCUGGAGACGGGAAAACUGGAUGAUAAUACAGUGGUAUGUACGUGAACUUGACUUGAAACAAUAACUUUUAAGUAAGAAAAAGAAAAAGAGCAAACACCACAUUUUCCUUUUAUUCAUGCAGUGCCCCAUACUGUGUAAGAUAUAUAUAUAUAUAUAUAUAUAUAUAUAUAUAUAUAUAUAUAUAUAUAUAUAUAUAUAUAUAUAUAUAUAUAUCGUGAAAUAAGGUGGAAGUGAAACAUCUUGCGACUGGUUUUGUUAUGGACUGUACAGCUGACGAAGUGAUUGAAAUGAGAACAAGCGUGGAGAUCGUGGAGACUUUUACAUCUCAUUCAAUAUCAAAGUGCAGUUUACGGGUACAGGAUCACGAACAUAAAGGUGCAUGCAAGAUAUAUUUGUACAGACGACUUUCUGAUGUUAAGGAGUUUAUCAAAAUACAUAGUCUAUUUGUUAACUGUCUGGAAUGUAUGUAUGCAUGUGCAUGGGUAUAUCAUAAUUCGUUCUUCUGUGUUUACAUAUUCUAAAAUUGAGUCGUUUUCAAUGGUUAUACUUUCUUUCCGUACUACCUGACACUGAGCACUAUCCACGACAUGCCGUCACUUAUACCAAUUCCUUUAACAGAUUACGUCACUUCAUUUAAUACAAUACAACACUCAGUCAUUCCACUUAACAUAACAAAGAACUCUAUUGAAAUAGGAUAAAACUACGUCACUGCAUCCAUUACAAUGCAUAACGUCAUGCAACAUAGCACCUCUUCUUUACAACAUGCAACACAUGACAUUGUCAAGCCAUGUUACACAAUAGUAAAGAAAAUUGUCAAAAUAUCAUCCUAGAAAAGUACUUCUUGCAAACUUUAGUUCUCGAUUGGCUGCGUUGAAAGUUUGCUGAAUGGAGGUAGAAUCUGCAGCAAAGGGGCUCUCUAUAUCAGUACCUAUUUAUUUUAUACGUUCAUUCAUUUUAUAUAUUUCUAUUUCAAUCCUAAAAUCCACUUGGAUUUUCCUCUCAAACUUGUAUUUUUCGAUAUCACUGUAUCCAACAUAUUUUACAACAAUCAGACAACGAAAGUAACUUUUAUCUGUACUAGUCGUUUAUAACAUGAAGCAUAACAACCACAGUGGUCACAUUGAGAAGAUACAUGUACGUUAUAUGAUGGUAUGUUGGUUGAGUGGUCAAUAUCAUACCAUCUGGAGUUGAUCACCAUGAUUAUUGCAUCUGUCAAGAUUUAUCAUAAUACCUGAAAUAAAUUUACA